UCUUCGAAAGAAGAAAAAAAGGCGAACAAACCUUUAUCUGCUGUUCCUCACGACAGGAAUGCUAAAUUUAGAGCCUCUAUACUCUGUUAAAUGCGUUUCAGUACGCGUUCUUAUAUGUCACUGCAACUCCGUUUUGCUUGCAUCCUCACCUCGUACUCUAAUCAGUGUCUUCCGGCCAAAUUGAUUUAAACAAUGGUGGUUUUAGUGUAUCUCGUUCUCUCAUUUGGGUUCUGCUUUCCAGAAGCCGUUACCUCUGUUCCUAGGGAUGUAAUGUCGCUUCUUAGCUUCAAGAGUUCCAUUUCUUCCGAUCCCUCCAACGUUCUUUCCGACUGGAAUCCGGCUGAGAACCAUUGCCACUGGUAUGGAGUCACCUGCGAUCGAUUAACUGGCGCAGUCAUAGCUCUUAACAUCACGGGGACUGUGAGUUCACGUUCGCCUCUGUUAAGCUUCGAUUCUACCUCGAAAGAGCCACUACCAUUUCUCUCCGGAACUCUGCCUGCUUCCCUUGGGAACCUAACUGAACUUCGGGUUCUGUCGCUUCCUUAUAAUGGGUUCUAUGGGGCGAUACCGGCGGAGUUCGGAGCGCUUCGUUCACUACAGAUACUCAAGCUUCAAGGAAACAACUUCUCCGGAUGGAUUCCUGACCAGAUGAGAUAUCUCUCUUCUCUUAGGAUUCUUAAUUUGUCCUUUAACUCCUUUUCUGGUCCUAUCCCGGAGAAAUUGAUCGGUUCGUCUGGGCUCAGGGCUAUCGAUUUGUCUUAUAAUCAGCUUUCUGGAGCAAUUAAGAUCGAUCCUUCCAGUGGGUGCGAGUCUCUUCGUCAUUUGAAGCUUUCUGGUAAUCUUUUGGUGGAUAAGAUUCCACCGGAGAUCGGAAACUGCUCCAAUCUGAGGACUCUUCUGCUUGACGGAAACAUUCUCGAAGGUCGGAUUCCGGCUGAGAUUGGGAAUAUAUUAGAGCUUCGUACUCUAGAUGUUUCUAGGAACAGUCUCAGUGAUAGUAUUCCAAAAGAGCUAGCUAAAUGCCGGAAGCUAUCUGUUAUCGUAUUGACGAAUUUGGUCGAUCCCAUAACCUUCGAUGAUAGCUCGAUAGAGACUUCUGAAGUAGAAUUCAAUGCUUUUGUGGGAGGAAUUCCUUCUGAGAUAUUCUUGCUUCCGAACCUGGAGAUUCUCUGGGCUCCGAGAGCCAACCUCGGUGGUAGAUUGCCAACUAGUUGGAAUGAUUCCUGUCAACUGCGAGUGGUCAACUUGGCGCAGAAUUAUAUUGCCGGCCCGCUGCCAGGAGCUAUGGGGCUGUGUAAAUGUCUCUCCUUUCUGGAUUUGAGUUCGAAUGUUUUGCAGGGAUUCCUUCCUCCACAGAUGCCGGUUCAGUGUAUGUUUUAUUUUAACAUCAGCCGCAAUGCUUUAUCUGGUUCAUUGGCAGUAUUUCCAAAUAGUAGUUGUCUUAGCAGUUUGAACUCAGAGAGCCAAGAUAAUAAUGUCUUAAACUUUCCGAUGCAUAAACUCUUUGGAUCAAUGUUUAGGGAGGAUUCUGUAGUUUUCCAUGACUUCAGCUGGAAUGGCUUCUCUGGUUUAUUGCCAGUAUUUUCGCUCGGAAACGAGUUACUACCCGCUGGACAUAGAACAUCAUACUGGUUGUUACUGAACAAUAAUCAGUUCAAUGGGUCUCUUCCAGAUAGGCUUUUCUCCGAUUGCGAAAAACUGCAUACCUUCACUGUUAAUUUGAGUGUAAACCAUUUAUCUGGUGGAAUUUCCCAAGGUCUGCUUCUCAGCUGUGUACAGCUUAUGGGCUUUGAUGCAGCUCACAAUCAGAUUGGGGGGUCAAUCCCUUCUGGAAUCAGCAAUUCUCAGUUCCUUCAACGCCUUGACUUGAGAGGAAAUAGGUUCAGUGGAUCUGUGCCUAUUCAGUUGGGGAAAUUAAAAGAUCUGAAAUGGGUUCUUCUGGGUGGGAACCUUUUAACUGGAGAAAUCCCUGCUCAGCUUGGCCAAUUGGCUUCUUUGAUGGUUUUGGACUUAUCUUCAAAUGCUCUAACAGGAUCCAUCCCUGCAAGUUUGGCAGAUGCUUCUAACCUUGAGGUUUUGUUGCUUGAUCACAACAAGCUUUCUGGGGAGAUCCCUACAUCUCUGUCAAAUCUCAUAAGUCUUUCUCAAAUGAAUGUUUCUUUCAACAAUCUUUCGGGUUCGAUACACUAUCUUCGUCACUUCAGUGAUUGUGAUUGCUUCAGAGGAAAUCCAUUCCUGCAGCCAUGCCUAGAUCCACAGUCAGCCCCCCCAGCUGAGCUUCCAUUCCCAGUUGAAGUGCAAGAGUGGCGGAAGAGUCAAUCGAAAUCAUCGAUUAUUGCAAUGGCAGCCUCCGCAUCAGUUAUAUUCCUUAUUCUCCUAGCUAUUGUCCUACUCCUGACAUUUGGAAGGAGACAGUUCAGUAGACUCCCCAGCCCAAGGAGUAAAGAAGUUGUGACAUUUACUGAUGCUCCAUCUGAGUUGAAUUAUGAGAAUGUGGUUAGAGCAACUGGCAAUUUCAGCAUCCGGAACUUGAUUGGCAUGGGUGGCUUUGGAGCAACUUACAAGGCAGAGCUGUUCUCGGGUUUCUUAGUAGCCGUGAAGAAGCUCUAUUUAGGCAGAUUUCAAGGCAUUCAGCAGUUUGAUGCAGAGAUAAGAACUUUAGGGAGGAUACGGCACAAGAACCUUGUUACUCUUAUUGGAUACUAUAUGGGAGAAACUGAGAUGUUCCUAAUUUACAACUAUCUAUCAGGUGGAAAUCUCGAAACUUUCAUACAUGACAAACUAGCCAAAAAUGCGCAGUGGCAUAUCAUCUGCAAGAUAGCUCUACACAUAGCACAGGCUUUGGCUUAUCUUCAUUAUUCUUGCGUGCCUCGAGUAAUUCAUCGGGACAUUAAGCCUAGCAACAUCUUGCUGGAUGAGGAACAUAAUGCCUAUCUAUCAGAUUUUGGAUUGGCGAGGCUUCUUGAAGUUUUUGAAACCCAUGCCACUACAGAUGUGGCUGGCACAUUUGGGUAUGUGGCUCCAGAAUAUGCAACGACUUGCAGGGUGUCUGAGAAAGCAGAUGUUUAUAGCUAUGGUGUGGUGCUCUUAGAAUUGAUGUCUGGGAAAAGGACUCUGGAUCCAUCAUUCUCCGAGUAUGGCGAUGGGUUCAAUAUAGUGGCAUGGAGCAAGUUGCUAAUCAUGGAAGGGCGAGCAUCUGAGCUUUUCUUCCCAGAGCUGUGGGAUGCAGGGCCCAGAGAGAAUUUGUUGAGGUUAUUAAGGCUAGCAUCAACCUGCACAAUGGAGUCACUUUCUGUACGGCCAUCAAUGAAACAUGUUGUCGAGAAACUUAAACAAUUGGCGACCAUGUAAAAGAUAGUUAUAUUGUCUGUACUCUGGUAAUUCGAGUUGUAAUAAAACUAAUGACAAGAUUAUGGCA
Molecule: messenger RNA, 3418 nt
Organism: Macadamia integrifolia
Lineage: Eukaryota; Viridiplantae; Streptophyta; Magnoliopsida; Proteales; Proteaceae
Product: LRR receptor-like serine/threonine-protein kinase RPK2
Exons: 1
Coding region: 193-3351 (1052 amino acids)
Biological process (GO): protein phosphorylation
Molecular function (GO): protein kinase activity; protein binding; ATP binding
Source: RefSeq, a predicted model, not a curated record